CAAUACUAAUUGCGUUAUAAGACACUAACGGAGUGUCAUAUGUCCACACUACUUACUUCCCUUCACCAUGUGGCCCUUGUCUCUCGCGUCAAUUCUCCUGCUUCUGGCGGCGUUGGCGUCAGCACAGCUGUGUGUACCUGACUGCACGAACAUGCAUGAGGGAGAUAAGGUAAUGGACCCCACCAACUGCCUCCGCUUCUACUACUGCAGCGACCCCGACAAUAAUGGUCACCCGGUGCCCUCAUCCGAGCCAAUUACCUGUCCUGAAGGAUUCUACUUCAAUCCGUCACCCUAUGUGAAGGACUGUGAUAAGGUGGACCCCGACAAGGACUACUGCACCGGCCUCUGUGACCCCUGUGCCAUCGAAUGUAAAGAACCAGGAACGCUGCUACCUUUCCCACGGGACUGCCAUAAGUACCUAGUUUGUCUUGGCAACAACCCUGAACCGUUAGAGAUCAAUUGUCCCGACGACAAACCUUUCUUCGACUACAAGACUGAUCUGUGCUCCGAUGAUAACUCUCUCUGCUACAACCUUUGUGACCCCUGCAAGGUGUUAUGUGUCAAAAAGGGUAAAGUACUUGACCCUCACAACUGCAAAGGCUACUACUACUGCGACCCUCCUCAGGUGGCCCCCUUCGAGUGCCCUGCCGGUGAGGUGUUUAAUGCACAAGAUCUCGUGUGUGAGGCGUCUUCCUCGGGUAACUGUACUAAUAUAUGUGAAGUUGGUUUGCUGUAAUGUGGCUGUGUAUGAAAUAAAAUAUAUAAGUUCUA
Messenger RNA from Homarus americanus (American lobster), 771 nucleotides. RefSeq lists its product as uncharacterized. Bases 68 to 736 code for a protein of 222 amino acids. NCBI's taxonomy places the organism in Eukaryota, Metazoa, Arthropoda, Malacostraca, Decapoda, Nephropidae. The transcript has 4 exons. The record is from RefSeq and is a predicted model, not a curated record. Gene Ontology annotation, cellular component: extracellular region. Gene Ontology annotation, molecular function: chitin binding.